This is a messenger RNA of Closterium sp. NIES-65, 1668 nucleotides long. NCBI's taxonomy places the organism in Eukaryota, Viridiplantae, Streptophyta, Zygnematophyceae, Desmidiales, Closteriaceae. The record is from the annotation of a GenBank genome assembly.
AUGGUCGCGUUUAUCGUAGGCAACAGCCAUCCCGCCAUCCCCGUUUCCGCCAUCCCCACUUCCAGAGAUUACUCCGCCGGUUCCGCCGCCGUCACUGCCGCCACCGCCAGUGCCGCCGCAGUUUCCGUCAAUUCUGCCGCCUCCGCAACCUGCGGCUGCGCAAGCAGGUCGUGCAAGCCGACAAAUUUAGACCGAACGGAUGGAGAGCAGGUUUCGAAUCCUAGCCGUCCGACCACUUGUUGUAGAACCGACGGUCGAGAUGUAGCUAAACGGACGGAGCUGAUUCCAGGCUUGCCUGAUGACGUGGCAGUAAAAUGCCUCGCGCGAGUGUUGAUCGUCUGCCACCACAGCUGCAGGGCUGUAUCCCGCACGUGGCACGCUCUCUUCUCAUCGCCGCUCCUCUUUUCCGCCCGGCGAAUCGAGGGGCGGCAGGAGCAGCUGCUCGCGCUCUUCCACGGCGAUCCCUCUGUUUCGGGUGGCUGGCUGCUGCACCAAUCACAGCGCGACACCUGUCCCACAUCCAACCAAUCACAACUCACAGGUCCCUCACCCUCAUCCAACCAAUCACGCAGCGCCACGUGGCGCCGCCGGCGCAUCCCUCCCAUGACCCCCACACUCAACACCUACGGGCUGUCGGGGUUCGGCCUGGCUGCUGCUGACACGUGUCUCUUUCUGAUUGGCGGAACAGUUUUCGACGCCACCGCCUAUCCAUCCGAUCGACCCGUACCCACGUCCGGAGUGUUCUCGUUUGAUUCUAUCUCCAACCAGUGGCGCCAGUGUGCUUCUAUGGCUCAGCCUCGAGCCUCUUUUGCCGCUGCCUCCCUCCCUUCUCAUCCUCCUCGCCUUUCUUCCAACAUCAACAGCAGCAGCAGCGGCGGCGGCGGCAGCUGCAGCAGCAGCAGGAACAGCAAAAUUACAGGUUUGUCGGUUAGUAGGGUUGGCGGAUCAGUGGUGGCAGGGGAAAUGGAGUGCACGGGAAGUAGGGGAGCGGUUCUAGUGGCAGGGGGGGAGUCACAGCCCGGCCCCUGCCAUGGCUGGCAGCCGCUGAGUGGUAUGACGUGGCAAGUGACACGUGGCAUCCUCUCCCGCCACUGCCAGAGGCCAGAGGGGGUUGUGUGGGUGCACUUGUGUCUUUGUCUGCUGGCGACUGUGACAGUAGGGGGGGCAGAGGUGACAGCGGCAGGGGCAGGUGUGACAGCAGGGGGGGCCAAUGUGACAGUACCAAGGGUACCAGCAGGAGUGGUGGGUGCUGCGGCUCCGGUCCGGCAAAUCCGAGCCUUCCUCCCCUCCGCUCGUGCAUGGGUCUCAAACCCCUCCAACACCUCAAAUCCAUCAGACGUUUCAAAUCCGUCAAACGCGGCAAUGCUGAAUUCAAACCCUGCAGCAGCUGCUAGUGGUGAGCAGGUUUCGACACUGUCGUCAGCUGCUGGUGAGUCUGGGUUGAACCUCGCAGCACCAGCAGCAGCAGCAGCAGCAGCAGCAGCAGCAGCAGCAGAGGCGGUGAGGGGGGUGUGCUUGCCGGUGGAGCGGCGCACUGCAGGCCCGGUGGCAGUGCUGCAAGGGCGCCUGUACAUGCUCGCUGGCGCCUUCCCCCCCAGCAGCACGCCUACUGCCCCAGGACUAACACGUGGAGGACUGAACCGCUGGUUGCUGUGCUUCAAGGGGUGA